AUGCUGGCUAGGCCAGUGUUUUUGGCACGACAAGGAAGCUCUUUACUUCAGCUUCGUAAGUUCUUAAACGUUUUUGCAAUUUUUGUUUUGUAAAGAAAUUUCUUUCCAUUUUUUGUUUUGUAAAGAAAGUUUCGUCAUUUUAUGUUUUGUAAAGAAAGUUCUUGCUGUUUUAUAUUUUGCAAAGAAAGUUCUUGCAAUUUCUUCGUUUAUAAAGAAAGUUUUUGCAAUUUUUUGAUUUGUAAAGAAAGUUCUUGCCAUUUUAUGCUUUGUAAAGAAAUUUCUUGCCAUUUUAUGACUUGUAAAGAAAGUUCUUGUCAUUUUAUGUUUUGUAAAGAAAGUUCUUGCCACUUUAUGUUUUGUAAAGAAAGUUCUUGCCAAAAAUACUUAAAAUUUUAAAUUUAACUAUAGAAAUAAAAAAAAGGCUUGAGAGUUUUAAUUUAAGUCUGCAAGAAUUAUGGCUCGUUACUUUUUGAACAAUUUAAUACUUUACAUCUACUUUACAGCAUCCCAAUCCAUCGACCAAUGUGCCUACAAGUCCGUCCUCACUCCCCAAACCAGCCGCAACGUUCAGGCAAGCUCGAUCCGCACCAUGCCAUCACCAGCGAUCGAAGAAACCCGGAAACAAUUCAAAAACGACCAAAAAGCGGGCCUAGUCAUCUUCGACAAGGAUGGUACCCUCAUCUGUUUCCACUCCAUGUGGGUACCAUGGACCAAGCAGACGUAUCAGAAGCUGAACGAGGCCACGAAGCUGGACUUGUCCAACAAAUUCUACAAACUUUUGGGCUUCUGCCCCAUCGAACAGAAGGUCAAAACUGGUCUACUGGCCGAAGGUACCAUGGCUCAGAUCCGACAAAAGACGGUCGAAUUACUGGUCGAUCACGACGUGCCAAAAGAUAUUGCCGAAGAGAUCGUUCACACCAGCGUGAUGGACUGUAACACCUCAUCGCACGACACUCUGAAGGAGAUCCACGACCUACAGACCUUGUUCAAGGAGCUCAAGGACCACAAUGUCAAGAUUGCCAUUUGUACUGCUGACAGUCGGAAAGGAACGUUAACAGCAUUGAAAUCGCUUGGACUGGAACAGUACGUUGAUCUGGUGGUGUGUGGAGACGAUUCUGGAAGUCAGCCAAAGCCUCAUCCUCACAAUGCUUUAAAUAUCUGCAAGAUUCUGGGCGUGGAUCCUAAGGUGAGGGGUUUGGAUUUAUAUAAUGGGGGGGGUGAGGGUGUUUUAGGUUGUUUUGGGGGUGUUUUAGGUUAUGGAGGUUGAUAUAGGGUUAUACAAGUUUUUCGAUUUUUAAAUUUGAAAAAAGUUAGUUUUAAAGAUGCACAGUGCAAAAGCAAAAGGGCAAGCUAUUAGAGGGCGGGGUAGAUUUUUUAGAGUAGGGAAAUUUUUUAGAGAGCAUGGUGGAUUUCUGAAGGUAGGGGAAUGUUUUUUUGAAGGUAGGGUAAAUUUUUAAAGGUAUGGCACAUUUUUUAUUUAAGGGUAGAUUUUAUAGGGUAGGACAAAUUUUUAAAAAGCGGGUUGGAUUUUCUAAGCUAGCGAACUUUUUUAGUAGGCGGUGUUGAUUUUUUAAAAAUAGGUUAAAUUUUUAUAGGGCAAGGUAGAUUUUUUAAGGGACGAUGGGGAUUUUCUGAGGAUAAAUGUAGUGGGGUAGGGUAAGGUAGGAUAAUGUAAAGUAUAGUGUAGUGUAGGGUAGGGUGGGGUAAAGAUGGGUAGGGUAAAGAUGGGUAGGGUAGGAUAGUUUAGGGUAGGGUAGGGUAAGAUUGCAAAACGUAACUUUUUACUUUUACCAUUUAAUUUCGUAAAAUUAUAGUAAUGUCUGACGUCACUACGCUCCAAAACUCCUUGUACUUUACCAUAUUUGUCAUUGACAGCCCUUUGAAAUUCACUUUUCUGUUUCAUAAUGACAAAACACACAAACCACUAACAAAAAGAAGCGUGGGGAUUCCCCAGACAGCUGAUUCUUUUUCGUUGACAUUCUUUUAAAGUCAACAGAAACACGAAAAUGUGUUUUUUAUAUCUAUUUCUGGCUAAUCAGCUAUGAUAACGUCGGAUCAAGGUGAUCAAUAGCGUUAUGAUUUGAUCUUUAAAUUUUUUUAAAUUACGAAAUCCAAUUUCAGGACGCCCUGAUGGUAGGUGACACUCUAGCUGACAUGGGCAUGGGUCGAUCAGCUCAACUUGGUGGUACAGUUGGUGUACUCUCGGGCGUAGGGGACCGUCAUGAACUCGACCCCCACGCCGACCAUCUUCUCAAGCACGUUGGCGAAAUCAUGCCGGUCGUUCUUGGGCACGGUGGAUCUAACAAGGGCGGGAGUGCUUCUGCGUAG
Bursaphelenchus okinawaensis is the source of this 2328-nucleotide messenger RNA. Lineage: Eukaryota; Metazoa; Nematoda; Chromadorea; Rhabditida; Aphelenchoididae. The record is from the annotation of a GenBank genome assembly.